GUGAAAAGCUUUGUUAAAACCUGAAUACACUUAAGGUGACCAUGGCUUUGGUCAUUUUUAAGUUAAUAAUUUGUGUGCGUUACUAAGCACCAAUCUCGAUUACCAUUCGUAUGUUUACAAAGAAAUAAUUGAUUUUGCAACAAUAAGUUAUUCAUCUUUUAUAAAAUUGAAAUCAAGACGACAAAGAUGAAGACACAAACAACUUUAUAGGGAUCUAACUGAAGGACAUGAUUUGUUCCUACUGAAGGACAUGUGUGUUGAGAAAGCAUGAAUGAUGAGUCGCCUCUCCAGGGUGUGCCGAGAGGAGACAAAGAAAUAGCAGUGUUUGUUACUAAUAGGAGUUAUUAUGAAAGAAUUUCGAAGCAGUACAGACAAGAUUAAACAGCAAAAUGUUGUUCCAGGGACAUACAUGCAAGCGUAUGGAGUUCAAAGUGAAACUCGUCCAAAUGUUCUUUUUAAGCUAGCUUCCCACGAAGCCGCAUACCUUGAUGAAGUUGCUGUUUAUAAGAAACAUAUGGACAGAAAAAUCCGCGAUCUUUCCAGACACCAAAAACGUAUGCUGAAGAAAUCCCCAUUGCGACAAAUCUCUAAAAUGGUUCAUCCUAGUGCUUUAAGUGGCGAUGAUGACAAUGGGAAUAUAACGCCUAUUCAUCUACCGGCGAUUUUGAAGAUUCAUAAACAUGAGGAGAUCACAAUAGGAAGUAUUGAACAUUUUGCAAACCAAAGGAAGAUGCAAUUGAAACAAGCCGGGCUAAGGCGUCUUUAUAAAUCCAAAUGGAAAUUAGUCCAAAAACAAAUUCCGAAACUUGUCUCUUCUAACAAACAAAAGAAGGAAGAAAAUACAACAACACUUGUACGAUUUAAACUGUCCGAUAAGACAGAGAAAAGGGACGCAGAUGGAAUAUCAUAUUUAAAGGUAGAGAAGAAAGACAAAUCAACUGAGCCAAAGGAUAAAAAAAUGGAAAAGAAUGCAAACCUUCGCCCAAUAACUCACCCUUCUUCUAUUCUCAAAAAGAAGAAAAGCAAUGCUUUUCAUAUACCCAAGACUGCACCUGAUAAUUAUUUAACCAAACAAAAACAAUCCAAACUUCCCGGGGGUUUGCGGUUACCUCCACUCAAUGAAUUGGGCGCUAUUGAUUCACCAAAGAUUCAGCAUCCGCAUCCUGCUAGACUUUCCCCGCAAAGGAAAAGAGUCGUAUCGCUGGAUUCCUAUUUGGACGUUGGAAAUCACAAAAAGUACACUUCGAAUUCUAAAAGAAAGUCACUUCCAACAUUAAUACCAAAUGGCCAAUUGGCUAAGAAAAACAACAAGUCAAACGGAAACGCCUAUGAAAACCUUCACAAAAGGCAAACCGAUGACAAUGAAAUACAUGGAGAUUCAAAUGGGAAUAUAGAAAUGGACUCCCUUUUAAAAUCGGUUACAGAGCGCAGAAAUUCAAUUGAUCAGUCUGCUGCUGGUGAUGGAUACGAAAUGUUACAUCAAAUAGCGGAAAACAAAAGAAUGCAAGAAAAGACUUUAAACACUAGAAGAAUGUCAUGGAAGGAUGUUCUGCCCAAAAUUCGAGAAUGUUUGCAUUUUUCAAAGGACACAUCUUCAUAGUGGAUAUUUCUAUAGCACCAUAUAAAUUAAUCAUGAAUAAACUUAUAUUAGAAAGGGUAGGUUAGGUCUUAUGUCACAUUGGGGGACCUAUAUUUAUACCAUCGGGGAGGAUCUGUACAGUACUUACAUCAUAUGAGUGCAAGAUAAAGGAGUGGUAUCGAUAUGGAGAACUUUUUGAACACACGUUUCUCUUAAACCAGUCAUAAAAAUCUAAAAAUUUAACACAUCGUCAAUUUAAUGGUCAUCUUUUGAAUGGUAACAAUAUAAUUUGAAAAAUAUAUAUAUACUUUCAUCUAUGUUGUUUUAGAAAACACAUCAAACACUUGUUUUGUUCUUGGUAUCAUGUUUCCAGAGUGAAAUGAAACAUCUUUCCGAACCUCAUUGGAACAAAACGACAUAAACACAACAUGUUUAGGUCUCUCAAUAUUGUAAUUGUACAAGGACAUUUUGGUUGAUUUAAAAAAAGUAUCUUGUUGAUGAAAUAAAAGGUUUAUCUUGAUUUUUAUCUAUUUUGGGGGAUUUUGUUUUAAUUUUUUGAAUACUUUUUUAAAAUCAACCAAAAAUUUCAACUAUAUAAUAUUGUAUAACUAUAAUAUUGAGAGGUCUAAAAACAUGUGCUAUUUUGUUAAAAUAAGGUUCGGAAAGUCAUUUUAUUUCAUUUUCAAGAAUUGGUAGAAAGGAGAAAAACAAUUGCACCAAAAAACAAAAAAUAUUAACAAAAAUAGUAAUAUAAAAUAUUUCUAAAUAAUUUUCGCAUUAAAUUAUUGGUUCAAGAGAAAAACAUUGUUGAAUUCAGUUCUCCAUAUCGAUACCAUUCAUUUUAGAUGAGACAGGGCGUCGUGUUAUCACUAUAACUUUUGACUAGUGUGGGAUAAACAAACUGUUAUUGUGGUCCCUUUGGUAGAAAAAUUAUACUUCAUUUAGAUAUUUACUCCAUCCAAGUCUGGAUAGUCUGCGAUUAUGUCGAAUUUGAAAGUGAGGCAAUAUAGGUAUCGUAUGCAAAUCCAUCGUAUGCAAAUCUAUCGUAUAAACUCCCAAAUUCCCCGUCCUUGGCUGAUAAAUGUUGAUUUAGACUGCAAUGAACGAUCAAUAAAAUGUGGGCAUACUUGUUUAAUCAAUUUAUUACAUAUAAAUAACUAGUAGCCGAGACAACACAAGUCCCAAGUUUGUAUAUUUACUCUCAUUUCUUCACUUUUAAGAGUUAAGUCACCACAUUUUGCAUGCACAUUCCUUGGAGAAAUCCUAACAUAGAAUUUCAUUGGUUUUGAUUAUAAUUUAUUUGUUAAAUAUAGGGAAACAUUUGAUUUGGAUUGGUCUAUAAUCAAAAUUUUCCAUUUUGUGCAACAAAUGCAACAUUUUGAUGUUAUUAAUAAAACUCCAAGUUAUAAAUGACAGAUACAAUAUGCUGUCUCUAAUCUUAUUGACAAUAACUAUCACUAGUUAUUUUUACCAGUCAUCUGAUCGUGCAUUGGAAGUGUACCUCAAUGAGAAAUGCAUUCAUUGAUUGUGGCAGGUAGUGAAUUGUCAAAAGAAUGUUGGAGUCGCACCAUUAUUUUGCUGCAUUUUGGUGCUUCUUUUUCCAUUUAAGGUCGUUUUGGUACCACUGUGAUGUCAUAAUAUGGGUACCAAAUUAAAGCGUACAUUACAAGCUUUAAGAUGAUACCAAAUAUGUCAUCAUUCAUUUGAUUAAAAUGGUAACUGAAAUAAGCUCAAAAGAUAUGCCACACCCCUACCCCAUCCAUUUUUGGGGUCAUUGAAACAUGCCAAAAUCUCAAAUAAUGCAGGCAUCAUCAUGGGUCGUUUUUGGCCCCGUUUUAUUUCAAAUAUCAUGUUUCUGCAUACCAUUUUUUUCUCGGAAAUGUCUCACCUACCUCAAACAGUUACAUUUGUACUGAAUAAGAAAAGAUUUGGUCAUUUUGGAGUUAUUACACCAAAAGUAGAGACUUUUAUUAAUUUCGUCAAAAUGUUGCAUUUGUUACAACAUGGCAAAUUUUGGUUAUAGACCAAUCAAAAUAAAAUGUUUCCCUAUUUUUAACAAAUAAAUUAUAAUCAAAACCAAUGAAAUUCUAUGUUAAGAUUUCUCUAAGGAAUGUGCAUGCAAAAUGUGGUGACUUAUCUCUUAAAAGUGUAGAAAUGAGAGUAAAUAUACAGACUUGGGCCUUGUGUUGUCUCAGCUACUAUUUAGAUACAUUUUUGUCCUGUUAUUCAGUAUUUGUUAUUUGAUAUUGAAAAGCACAGCUCGGAUUUAGAGUCCAUGUUUAGAGUGUACCUGAACAUGUACAUUUAUCUUUCUAAUCACACCAUUCCAGAGCUGUUACCCCCAGCCGAAUCGUAAAGUACAUGUCUGGUAUUGUUUUGAAAAGUUUUUAAAGGAAUGUUGCUCAGAGAACCAUUUUGGAUCAAUGAUGAAAUGUCUUGCGGGAGCAUUCCCUUGAACUUUGUAGAAAUAUGUUUCCGAGGAGAGUGGGUACGCAUCAUCUUCUGCCCAGUCUCUGUUAGGGGUCUCUACUUUAGAUUCAACUGCAAACGGAAGUCGUUCUGGCACUACC
This is a messenger RNA of Owenia fusiformis, 4149 nucleotides long. Lineage: Eukaryota; Metazoa; Annelida; Polychaeta; Sabellida; Oweniidae. The record is from the annotation of a GenBank genome assembly.